This is a messenger RNA of Drosophila nasuta, 2898 nucleotides long. It is a transcript of the gene f-cup, whose product is annotated as leucine rich repeat containing flyers-cup. NCBI's taxonomy places the organism in Eukaryota, Metazoa, Arthropoda, Insecta, Diptera, Drosophilidae. Gene Ontology annotation, molecular function: protein binding. The transcript has 12 exons. Gene Ontology annotation, cellular component: cytoplasm. The record is from RefSeq and is a predicted model, not a curated record. The coding region runs from base 170 to 2680 and encodes 836 amino acids.
UAAUUUACAAUCACUUGUUUUAUCACUUUUUAGGCACAAAAUUCAAAAUUAGAAUCAAAAAUUGUUGUCUAACUAACCGCAAAGAAGUCGCGCAUAAAACUUUUGAAGACACGAGCGGACAUUUCGAGCUACUUGGCAGAAGCCACAACAAGGCUGCAAACGAAGUUAAAUGCAAUCCAAUAUGAUGAGCAACAUUGACCCCAGCAAUUUACUCAGUCCGUUUAAUAUAUGUGAAUGCGACAACGCCGCCGACUACAGCGGUGACUUUAAUCCCGAGCCCAAUCUAUCGCAUCCCUGUUUUACGCACUACGGUUGCCCUUUCGAAAUGAGCCACAGCCGCCAACAACAGCAGCCGGAGCAACCGUCCAAGAACAACUUUGGCAAUGGUGUCGCCGCCGCCACUAGUCGCAUUCCAACCAGAGGCGCAGCUCGGCCACGCCUCUCGCCGCGCAUCAAUCAAUCGUUUCUGCCGGUGUUCCAUGAGAGGGCCAACGCUGAGGAUGCGGCACUGUUGACCAACACACUGUGGAAGCAGGCACGCAAAUCGGGCAACCUCAGUCUCACUAACAAGGGCAUGGCACGCGUUCCCGAGCGUCUCUAUGACAUAAACGAUGCGGAUGAGGACAGUAAAACAGCGAAUCUGGAGGCAUUAACGCUAAACGAGGAGGACGCCUGGUGGAAUCAGCAGCCACUCAACAAUCUCGAUUUGAGUUCCAAUGCUCUCACACACAUCUCGCCCAAGAUUGAGAAUUUAAAUACUUUGACGGUGUUGCAGCUGCAUGAUAAUGCUUUGGUUGCCUUGCCGCCGCAAAUUGGCAAACUGGAGAAAUUGGUGCGCUUGAAUCUGAGCCACAACAAGCUCAGAGAGCUGCCUCCGGAUCUCUUCAGUUUGCCAGAGUUGCGGCAUUUGAAUAUCUCGCACAAUGAGUUCGUCGAACUCGAUCCGGACAUUAGCAAUCUGCACAUGCUGGAGUUCUUGGAUGCUAGUAACAAUAACAUUAAAAGCUUGCCCGGCGGCAUUGGGUUCCUGGUGCGUCUAACAGCGUUGCUCCUGCCCAAUAACCACAUCAAGGAGUUGCCGCCCGACAUUGUCAACAUGCGCUCUCUACAGAAGCUGGAUCUGAUGAAGAACGAUCUGGUGGCCUUGCCGGAGGACAUGGGAUUGCUGCGCAAGCUGCAGUGUCUCUAUGUACAGCACAAUGACAUCAAGGAGCUGCCCAGCUUUGAGGGUAACGAGUCGCUUAAUGAGUUGCACGCCAGCAACAAUUUUAUCGAGCAAGUGCCCAAAGAUUUGUGUGCCAAUUUGCCGCACUUGAAGAUCUUUGAUUUGCGCGACAAUAAGAUUAACGAAAUCCCAGAUGAAGUGCAUUUGUUGCGCAAUCUCACUCGCCUCGAUGUCACGAACAAUUCCAUUCACCAGCUGCCAGUUGCUUUAGCCCAUUUGGCACAUUUGGUCAGCCUGCAAGUGGAAGGCAAUCCCAUCAAGAGCAUUCGACGCGACAUCAUUCAAUGCGGCACUUCGCGCAUUCUGAAGACGCUGCAGGAACGCGCCCAAGCCAAGGAUCGUCAAGGAGGAGGCGCCGAAGCGCAGAUUAGCCCAGCAGCUGUUGAGUGUCAAGCGCAGUCUGAGCUGCCCGCUGGCAAUGUGGACAACUUUCGGCAUCAUCAACAUGUGGCGCCUGUGCAGGCGAACUACAACAUUGAGUAUCAGCGUCAGUUUCAGAGUCAGUAUUUUAUGCAAAUGCAACAGCAAGAGGAGCAACAACUACCUCAGCAGCAACCGCCGCAUUGUCCUGUUUACUAUGGACAGUUUACACAUCAAACGGAGCACCAGGCAUCUCAGUUUCAAUUUGAUCCUCAAGCCGCGCAGUUUAAUCCGCAAGUUGCGCAGUUUAAUCCUUAUUCCCAAAUGCCAGGCUGUGGUCCCUUUAUGCCCGAACAACCACAGCAGCUGAACUACCGUCAAUCCUAUGCGCAUUCCCAACUUUUACCGCCGCACAUUCUGCCACAAAGGGAGCCCAAUUACUCUGCUUGUGCCGUGCAAUCACGUUGGGUAUACAAAUUGCGACAUACACGCACAUUAGCUGUCAAUUUAGAAGGUCUUACUCAAGUGCCGGAUCAGGUCUUUGAGGUUGCUGCCGCUGAGAAUGUGCACGUCGUUGACUUUGCGCGCAAUCAACUCAAACAGUUGCCUAAUGGCUUGCAGCUCAUGUCAAAGCUGGUCACGGAGCUUGUGCUCUCACAGAAUGCUAUUGUCGUGGUUCAGCCUUUCAUCUCGCAAUUUACGCGCAUUUCGUAUUUGAAUUUAUCCAACAAUCUGCUCACGGAUCUGCCCCAUGAAUUUGGCGUACUGAAUACGCUGCGUGAACUCAAUAUUGGUAACAAUCGCCUCACCUUCAUACCCAAGGCAUUGUAUGAGCUGCAAGGCUUGGAAAUCUUGUUGGCCAAUGACAAUCACAUUACGGCCUUGAAUGUGGCGGGUCUGGAGAACAUGGGACGACUAAAUACGCUGGAUUUGCGUAACAAUGAUAUUGACUCAAUACCGGCCAUACUUGGCAACCUGACAAACAUUAAACACUUGGAGCUGAUUGGCAACCCAUUCCGGCAGCCGCGUCAUCAGAUCCUCAUGAAGGGCACCGAUGCCAUAAUGUCGUACCUGCGCGAUCGCAUUCCCACCUAAAGGAGGACGUUAACUUUUGCGGGGCGGGGAAAAACUAUUUAUUUAUUUUUUAGCGCACUUUUUACAUUAUUAUUAUUAUUAGUUUUGUUGUGUUAAUUUUGAGAAAUUCAUCGCUUAACCAAAUUAAAGUAGCUGCCACACACCCACAAUGCACACACACACACACUACACCUCGAGGUGUGUGCGUAUGUGUGUUUGUGGAUGUUUGGCUACAUCGA